AUGACCGUCAAAGAUGCCAUUGUGACGAUCCAAGAUGCCAUCUCCGACUACCAGGAUAAACAGUCAACGCGUCAUGCCCAGGGCAGUAUCGAGAUGGUGUGGCAAUCCUCAAGUCCCAUAGACAGAGGUCUAUAUCCACCCCAGAGACAGUUAUCCGACAGCGACUCCGACGAUGAAGGGUUGACACAGCUCGGUCUAAAAUGGCGGCGGCUAAGAAAGAACGUCCUUCUUCGGUACAUCAUCUACAUCGUCCCCGUAGCCAUUCUUUUGGCUAUUCCUAUUGUUCUCUGCGCCACGGUGUACAAGGACAAGAUGAUCCAUUCCAAUUUCAAGACAACAUCCACAACCCCAAUCCUUACCUCGAACGUCACGCAAAUCGACCCUCUGGACGGCAAUAGUAACAGCGAUAUCACAUCACUUUACAACAACACGAUUUCAACCGUCUAUGAGACCACAAGCAAGGACGAACCUGGCGGAAUUCAUCUCUUGGGGCUCUUUAUCUGGAUCGAAGUUGUUUGGGUCUUGUUAUGGAUCGCCAAACUCUUGGCCCAGACUGUUCCCAUUGUGUUCCAGACAGUUGGUGGAGCAAUUCAUACCGGAAUCCGCAAGUACUGGCUGGUUCUCAAGGCUGUGGAAAUCCCGUUGUCACUCUUCUUCUGGACCAUUCUGUCGAUUGCCUCUUACUCGCUCAUUUACGUGUUUGACAAAGAAUUCCACAAGGCACACGCAGGCAAUAUCAAAUGGCUCAGUACGCUACACAACGUGCUCAAAGCUACCACUGGCGUCUCAGCACUCUACUUGGUCGAGAAAAUGCUCAUCCAGAUGGUCAGCGUCAACUACCAUGGCAAACAGUUCUACGACAACAUCAAAGAGCUCAAGACUCUCAGCCGAGCGAUCGAAACCAUGUACGAUGUCUCGCGGCAACGAUAUCAUGACAACCAUCCAUCGUUCGUGGAGGAAGACCUUGAUAUUUGGGACACCAAGGGCUACCGAAAGGACAGGCUCGGCCGAUUGAAGACCAAGGACCAGUCUACGGCAGUCUUCAUGACCAAUCUAGGAAACGCAGCGGCGAGUGCCACGUCCGUGCUCGGGUACCUGGUCAGCGACAUCGCCGGAAGACAAGUCCUCAUGCCCACUGCUUCUGGCCCGGUAGUGGAGGCAGCGCUCGAACGGCCCAUCAGCUCCGAAGCUCUGGCCCGACGUAUCUGGAAUUCGUUUACCAACUUCGGAGAGACCAAAUUGGAUCAAGCCGCCAUUACCGUCAUGCUCGGGCCUGGGCGUGAAGCUCAGGCUGCCUAUAUCCACUCCAAAGUCGAUGCCGAUGAGAACGGCGACCUCACCCUGGAAGAGAUGAUCGAACUUGUGAAGAAGGUCGCGAACGACAGAAAGACAAUCUGGGAAGGGGCCAACGAUGUCAAAGACGCCAUCAAGGUCCUCGACCGUGUCUUGGCUGUCAUCGUCUUGAUCUUUGUCUUCCUCAUCUACGCCGCUUUCUUCUCGAACUACCUUGCCAGUCACUACACCCAAAUCUGGACCACCUUCACUGGUUGUUCUUUCCUGUUCGCCAGUACAGCAGGUGAGCUGUUUGCCGCCUGUAUCACCGUCUUCAUCAAACACCCCUACGAUGUAGGGGACCGCAUCAACGUCAGCGAUGUCGAAAUGGACGUCGUGAAGAUCUCGCUUCUGUAUUCCGUAUUCAGGGAGGUGCAGUCAAAACAGAUGAUCCAGAUUCCCAACAGCGUUAUCAACGGCGUCUGGAUCAAGAACCUCACGAGGUCCAAGGAGCUCAGAGAGCAAAUCACCCUCAACGUGUCGGUGGGGACCUCGUUCGAGGACAUUGAGACUCUGCGUGGCGAGAUGCUCAAAUACGUCGCUGAACACAAACGGGAUUUUAUGCCGGCGGUCGACAUCCAAUUGAUGUCGAUUGCGGACCUGUCAAAGCUUGAACUCCGCGUCGAGUUCCAGCAUAAGGGCAACUACGCCUCUGAAUUCGUCCGAGCACAGCAUCGCAGCAGGUUCGUCUGUGCCUUAUUGUCGGCGGUGCGAAAGGUCCCCAUUGACGGCCCAGGCGGUGGCGGGCCAGCUGCUGGAUCGAUGGAAUCGCCAAGCUACACCGUAGCCAUCACAAACGACAUGGCCAAGGCGGCCAAGGCACAGUUCGACGACAACAAGGACAAGAAGAGGAUGGUCCCCAAGAACAACCCUGUUGCCAGUGAGAUAGGUGUGGCUGUUGGAGGACCCGUAGGCAGUACGGGUCUCCAGGUCUUGCCCAGCACAGCGCGAAACCGGACCGGCGGAGGUCCUCGAGGCUCAGACGACUUUACCAAUGUUUCUUUACAUCUGUGA
Messenger RNA from Cladophialophora psammophila CBS 110553, 2346 nucleotides. RefSeq lists its product as uncharacterized. Lineage: Eukaryota; Fungi; Ascomycota; Eurotiomycetes; Chaetothyriales; Herpotrichiellaceae. Gene Ontology annotation, cellular component: membrane. Gene Ontology annotation, molecular function: calcium channel activity; calcium ion binding. The coding region runs from base 1 to 2346 and encodes 781 amino acids. The record is from RefSeq and is a predicted model, not a curated record. The transcript has a single exon. Gene Ontology annotation, biological process: calcium ion transmembrane transport; intracellular calcium ion homeostasis.